Messenger RNA from Lottia gigantea (owl limpet), 999 nucleotides. RefSeq lists its product as hypothetical. The record is from RefSeq and is a predicted model, not a curated record. NCBI's taxonomy places the organism in Eukaryota, Metazoa, Mollusca, Gastropoda, Lottiidae. Gene Ontology annotation, cellular component: synapse; membrane; neuron projection. The transcript has a single exon. Bases 1 to 999 code for a protein of 332 amino acids. Gene Ontology annotation, molecular function: extracellular ligand-gated monoatomic ion channel activity; neurotransmitter receptor activity; transmembrane signaling receptor activity. Gene Ontology annotation, biological process: regulation of membrane potential; signal transduction; chemical synaptic transmission.
AUGAUCACCGAUGUUUAUGGUUUUAAUGGCUGUUGUGAUCGUCCACGACACGAUUAUAACCAAAGUAUAACAGUUCAGAUAGAAUUCGGAAUUAUCACUAUAAAUGGACUAGAUGAAAAACUACAGGUUAUGUCCCUGAAUGGUUAUCUUCUUGUCAGAUGGCGAGAUGAUUUUUUGUGGUGGAAUGUUAGUAAAUAUGGUCCUCAGAGGAAUAUUCGAGCAGAUCAAAUUUGGACGCCAGAUAUAAUGAUUUAUAAUGCUUAUAAUAAUUUUGGGAAGGUUGAAUUAUCACCAUCUAAGGUUAAAGUAUACAUUAACGGAACAGUUGUGUGGUUUCCCGGUGGACGCUAUCAAGUCAUAUGUAAAAUAAAUAUUCGUUUGUUUCCGUUUGAUAAUCAAACGUGUAGCAUUUUGAUUGGUCCGUGGGUAGAUGGAUUCAUACGCUUUGACGUAAUCAGGCAACCGUUUCUGCUUAAUUUCAAUUUUACCGAUCCCGAAUGGAUCUUAGUUAAAACCGAUUAUGUCUUUGUAGACUAUGUUGUAGCGUUCAGAUUUUAUUUAACCAGAAGAUAUAUAUUUUAUGUAAUCAACAUUAUUGUACCACUCGUGAUUUUAUCUUUACUUACAAAUUUGGUUUUUAUUUUACCGACGGAAUCUGGUGAGAAGGUUUCUCUAUCAAUCUCGAUUCUACUAUCUUACAUUGUCUUGAUGAAUUUAAUAUCAACUCUAUUACCAACUAACUCAGAUCAAAUCUGUUUAUUGUCUGUGUACAUCAUGGUUCUUAUCGUUCACAGUGCUCUCUCUACUAUAGCUACUGUGUUGGAAUUACAGUUGACAUAUUCUAAAGAGAAAUGCUGCAAUCAAAAGCCAUGUGGAGAAACAAAUGGCGGAAUGAAACAUCAUCGUCCGUCGCACAGAAAACUGAACAUCAUAGCUUUCGUGAUCAGUUUGUCAUUUACUAUAAUUGUUAAUAUUGUAUUUUAUUUCUUGAUUAUUUGA